GUGCUGACCCGUGGAGCUCCUCCAGUGGAAUGAACCAGCCUGGUUACAGUGGCAUGCUGGGUAACUCCUCCCACGGACCCCAGAGCAGCAGCUACUGUGGCACCCACCCUCACGACCGGCUGAGCUACCCGUCACACUCCUCGGCAGACAUCAACCCCAGUCUUCCUCCCAUGUCCAGUUUCCAUCGUAGCAGUGCCUCCAAUCAGUACAGUACAGCUUCCUGCACUGCCACCACCAACGGCACAGACAGCGUGAUGGGUAAGACCUGGGGACAAGGACACAGGGCUGCAGAAGACAGGACAGAAGACAGGGCUGAUUACAGGACAGAAGACAGGACAGAUCACAGGGCUGAAUACAGUGCUAACCGUGCGCAGAGCGGGGCACCGACCAGCUCUCAGACAGGAGAUGCCCUGGGGAAGGCUCUUGCUUCGAUCUACUCUCCAGACCACACGAACAACAGUUUCUCGUCCAACCCGUCGACCCCCGUCGGCUCUCCCCCCUCACUCACAGCUGCUAGUUCUGCUAUGUGGUCCAGGAACGGAGGACAAGGUCCCUCCUCCCCCAACUAUGAGGCUCCUCUACACUCUCUGCAGAGUCGUAUCGAGGACCGCCUGGAGCGCCUGGACGAUGCCAUCCACGUCCUGCGGAGUCACGCAGUCGGCCCCUCCACGGGCAUGCCCGGCGGGCACCAAGACAUGCACAGCCUCAUCGGAGCAGCGCACAACGGGGCCAUGGGAGGACUGGGCACUGGGUACGGCACGGGACUACUCUCUGCCAACCGCCACUCAAUCAUGGUGGGCUCUCACAGGGAAGAUGGUAGCGUGGCCAUGCGUGGCAGCCAUCCCAUCAGACCCAACCAAGUGCCAGUCCCCCAGCUGCCCCAGCAGUCUGCCACGUCACCAGAUCUCAACCAGACUGAUACAUACCGGGCUCUCUCCAGUGGUCUCCAGGGCCAGAGUGCCUCGUCCGUCUCGUCAGAGAUCAAGUCGGAGGAUGAGGGGGAUGAGAACCUACAGGAUGCCAGGUCUAUGGAGACCAAGAAGGAGGAGCCUGACAACAAGGACCUCAAGUCUAUUGAUAGCAACGCGGACGACGAGGACUUGUCUCCGGAGCAGAAGAUCGAACGUGAGAAGGAGCGCAGGAUGGCCAACAACGCCCGGGAACGGCUGCGUGUCCGAGACAUCAACGAGGCUUUCAAGGAGCUGGGGCGCAUGGUGCAGCUGCACCUGAAGAGUGACAAGCCACAGACCAAACUGCUCAUACUGCAUCAGGCCGUGGCCGUCAUACUGAGUCUGGAGCAGCAAGUCAGAGAGAGGAACCUGAACCCUAAGGCAGCGUGUCUGAAGAGACGUGAGGAGGAGAAAGGCUCGUCGGACGGCGGAGCGACCCUCUCCCUGGCCGGGCCGCACCAUGUCAUGGGGGAUGCCUCCAACCCAAUGGGACAAAUGUAAAAACCCCCUAAAUGGUCCAAGCUCCCAGAGUUCAUCAAGAUGAUGAGCGACCACUUCCUUUGACAACAUUCUCCUAUUUCCUGAACCAAUCAAAUCAACUGAUCACGUCAAUCAACGAUCUAUCUGACCAACCUGAUCUGACCAAUGUUUUUUUUUUCCCAGGACCACCUGUCUUUUGUCUUCUGUAGAAAUGAACGAACUGCAAAUGUAUAUUGGCUAUGAAAACAUAACAGAUACAAGAUAUGUUUUCUCAUUAUAUUGUUUCGUAUUUUCAGCAUCCCCCCCCCCCCCCCCCCCCCCCCACAAAAAAACACAAAAAAAUGAUAUUAUAUAUGUUAAAGAAAAAUAUUUAAAAAAUCACAAAAAAAAAAAGAAAAGUUGAUGCAACUACGUGAUGAUGGGGGGGGGGCGUGUUUCUAACACAUGAACAAUGUUGCAGGACUCAGCUGCUGUCUCAACUGAAUGGCAAUCUUCUCCACACUGUGGAAACUCUUGCAGUCGUGCCUGAAAUCCUCCUUGAUGUUUGAAGUUAAAUAGAUAUAUAUGAAAAAUCAAUCAGUAAGUCUGGGGGGGGGGGGGGGGGGUUUAGGGCGUGGGGGGGGAGGUAUAAAAAAAAAAGUUUAGAUUAUGUAGAAUUUCAAGACAUUUUUUUAAAACAUGCAAUAAUUAUAAAAUAAAAAAAAUGUGUACUUCUAAUCGAAAAACAGAACAGAUACAUUUUAAGAUAACACUUUGUGUUUUGGGCUCUAAGUUCGGCUGUAUACUAGCAAGCAGUGUUGGGGAACGUUACUGUGGAAAGUAACGCGUUAGGUUACCGCGUUACUGGCAUUAAAAAGUAAUACGUUACAUUACGCCGUUACUUACUGUGGAAAAUAACGCGUUAGGUUACAGCGUUACUUACUGUGGAAAGUAACUCUUUUAGUCGUUACAUUACUUUUGCGUUACCAAACCCCAGAAAACUCUGUAAAUGUAUUGUUAUGCCCAGUAGAGAGUGGCUUGCCUAUUUACUAAUCGGUGCUACAAUCAUUUCAUCCGACGUCAUGGGAGCGCUCCAGACCGAGAUCUCUGUCAGAUUACCAUGAUAGCUGUUUCAGUUGUUUUACUAAAUUGAACCGUGUAUUUUGCAAUAAACAAUGUGUUAUUUUUUUAAAUCGCAUUUGGUUGUUGUAACUGUUCCACACAAAAAAAAAAAUGGGUGAAGAAGGAAAAACGUAUACACAUUAUGAUAAUAAGGAAAGAUAAAAUAAGAUAUGAAAGCCUACUUAUUAAUAGCCUUUAUUUUCUGGCUUUAAUAUGUCUAUUUUGUUUCUUUAAAGCUGCCGAAAUGUUGGUUUUGAUUUAUGGACAAUGUCCAAGUGUUCUAACGAAAUUCCAUAUUAAAACUAUCGAAAUGUUUGAUAAAUACAAAAAAAAGUGUUGCAUCACAAUUUAAUUCUAUCUUGAUAAAUCCAAGGCACCAUAAAUCCAAACCAACAUUUAGGCAGCUUUAAAGAAACAAAAUAGACAUAUUAAAGAUAAUAAUAAAAACUAUUAAGUUUACAACAAGCCCGACUUGAAAUGUUGACGUGAACAUUUUAAUAACAGUAAACUGCAAACCGCGAAUGCAACUGUCAGAGAAAUCCGUAAACAUAAUGCAUUGAAAUAAAUGGCAUGCAAUCAAAGGACUUACUUACAUCAAAGACGCAUACAUGUUCAUUUAGUUUUCUCGGGGUGACAGGUUUAAACAAAACAUAAAUCUAGAUUUUGCUGUUUUGGAAGCAGAAGCGCAAUCUUCCUCAGCAUCAACUGCAAUCGGAUGUCUUGGGUCCUUUUCCACCGGUCUUGUGGAGCUGCGCUUGGCCUGAAUGUGCUUCUUGAUAUUUGAAGUUGACAGGCGCUUAGCCCCGAGGCACAGUUUGCCUUUUAUUAUUAUUAUGUUGUUUUCCUUUUCUUUUACCAAUUCUAAAUAAUGUGUACUUCCACGUGGUAAAGGUGGUGGCUCUGCUUCAUGCCACAAUGUCCCUGAAGAAACAAGAACAGCGUGAAUUUAUGGGGAAGGAAUUUUCAUAUUAUAAUUUGUCAAGGGAAAUAAUAUUUCAAAGUAACGAUUUGUUUAUUUGAAAAGGUAACUUUAAGUAUCUGAUUUCUUAAAUUGAAAAACGAAUACGUUAAGUUUCUCAUUACCACAAAAAAAAAGUAAUUUGAGUAUUCUAACGCGUUACUCGUUACCCCCAACACUGCUAGAGAAGAUGGAGGGAAAACAUCUUCUAGCCACUCGAAACCAGCAAACGUCCUGAUUCAGAUUGACAUGUGUUUUCAUUGGCCACUCCUUUGUGUGAGCAAAUGGAACCUUGUGAUUAGAGGGCAUGGCCGUUGGUAGUGUUACUCUUCCUUACUUCAUGUUACAAGGCAGAUGAAGGAAGGAGGGAGGGAAGGAAGGAAGGAAGGAAGGCAGGCAGGCAGGAAGGAAGGAAGGAAGGAAGGAAGGAAGGAAGGAAGGAAGGAAGGAAGGAAGGAAGGAAGGAAGGAAGGAAGGAAGGAAGGAAGGAAGGAAGGAAGGAAGGAAGGAAGGAAGGAAGGAAGGAAGGAAGGAAGGAAGGAGAAAAAAUAAAGGGGGAAAGAUAUGUCUCCUUUCUGUGUCUGUUUGUCACACAGAGAGUCCCAGACCAGGUCAGAAUAGAGCAAAGUCUCUCAACCAUUUUCUGAGACCCAAGUCAAAGGUCAAGGUCUCUCCCAGGUGAUGUCACUUCCUGAUAAUGACGCUGCAAUGGAAAGGCACAGCCAGAGGGGGAUGUACUGUAUAUCCCAGAAUCUGAGCAGUCCAUCACCUUGUAUGAUUUGCCUGAUUUUAAACCCCGGACUAGCACUUCACAUCCCCCUCUGUUCCCCUAGAUCUCCCUUCCUGACCCCUAAAACCACCCCAAGACCCCAGAAAUGCAAUUUUAACAUUCACUUCUACCAAUGUGCCUUUUAGAGUUCAUAUCAUUCAAAUGCGAUGAGGAGGAGAUGGACGUUAUCUGAACUUUUUAGGAUUCAAGCUUAGGGAACUGUUAGUUAUUAGGUCUAUGCAGUCAGGUUUUUUCUGACCUGGGAAUUUAAAAAACAGUAAAAAGAAAAAAAAGUAUUUUGGGAUAAACUGUAUUUAAUUGUACUGUAUGCUUAUAUGUAAUUAGAAGGCGUGUCCCUGAAUGGACCUUGUUUUAGUCAGUUGAGCCCCCUGGCGGCCCCAGCACCCCGAGUUUCAGCACCCCUUCCUCUAUUCCAAGUUGCAGCCUGUUUCCAUUGUGAACGACAUGUCUGUUUUUGAGCGUUGUAUUAUAGCUAUCAGCUUUUUAUCUAUAUCGGCUUGUCCGUGAGCCCCUGUAGUCUUCAGUACCCGUGUGUGGUUGUAUGUGUAAAACAGAACCUUCUUCCUCUUUUUUAAAUCUUUCUCUUAUUCUUUGUCUGUUCUGGUUUCUGUGUCGAUGAAAAAAAUACUAAACCACGACUUGCUGCCCUAUGAAAAUUGGACAGCAGCUGUUUUUAAAAGUGGUUUAUGUUAUCCAAUCAACACAAGGCACUGAAACUGGAAAACAAUCUAUUUGAAAAUCAAUAUAUAUAAAUGUAAAAAUAUAUACAAUAUAUAAAUAAGGAUGGUGCCAGUUUUCAAAGGAACGGUUGUUUUGGGUCAGAUUAAUUAUUUUCUUAGAGAUGGGUGGAAAGUUUGAAGAGGCAUCUCAGUGUUAAUGAGAUAUGAAGGUUUGAAGAGGCAUCUCAGUGUUAAUGAGGUAUGAAGGUUUGAAGAGGCAUCUCAAGUGUUAAAGAGACAUGACUUGUUCUGCUGUGCCCGUGACAUCACAAUGACUGACUAUGGCACCCCUGACUGGACAAAAGGGACAGGAGUUCCCCAUCAUCCUCCACUCAUUGCUAUUCAGCUGUCAAAGAAAACACACAGACAUUUGUAAAUUGUAUGCAACAGAUGCAAACGUACCAUUAUUUUGAAAUUGUGUAUGUAAAAGUUAUAUUUUUACAUGUAGACUGUUGUUAUUUUGUGUUUAGAUAAUACAUUGUAUCAGUUUUUUUUUUGUUAAAAGAAAAAAAAAGUAAAAUUCGGUGUGUGUUGAAAACGUGUCACAUUGAAAUUGUAGUGAGGUCAAAAGCUUCAGUAUCAUUUUCAGUUUUUUUCCCCCCCCAAAAAGGUUUGUUUUAUAUUUCCGGGAUUUUUUUUUGAAGAAAGGGAUUGGGGGGGGGGGGCUAAUUGGAAAUCAAAUAGGUAUAUAAUAUUAUUUUCAUGCUCCAUGCUCAUUGCCAUUUUUCAUUGUAUUUUUUAAGAAAAUGUGUAAGUAGUUAUAGCACACAGGGUUCAUGUCCCUUUGGUGGGGGUGGGGUGGGGGGUGACGAAUAGCUGAGAGUGGGAAAUGAUUGAGUUGAUUUGAUCAGUUGUAUUCUGCUUGUAAUGUGCCUGGUCAUUCUAGCCAGGUGCCAAUAUUAAUUAAAAAAUGAACGGCAAUUAAC
Molecule: messenger RNA, 5924 nt
Organism: Oncorhynchus kisutch (coho salmon)
Lineage: Eukaryota; Metazoa; Chordata; Actinopteri; Salmoniformes; Salmonidae
Product: transcription factor 4
Biological process (GO): regulation of transcription by RNA polymerase II
Cellular component (GO): transcription regulator complex; chromatin
Molecular function (GO): protein dimerization activity; RNA polymerase II cis-regulatory region sequence-specific DNA binding; DNA-binding transcription factor activity, RNA polymerase II-specific
Source: RefSeq, a predicted model, not a curated record